AUGAAGACCCUGCUCCUGACCGCCGUGCUGCUCGGGCUGGUGGCUGCCCUGCAGGCCCAGGAAUCCCUGUCUGUCCUCUCGGAGGCACAGAAUCUCAUAGGGACCUGGUACGAAAAGGCAGUAGCAAGUCACAAGAACACGGCCAAGGAGAAGAUGCACAAAGAAGCGUUUCCCAUAACAGUGACAACCCUAGAAGGUGGAAAUUUGGAGGCCAGGGCCACCAUCAUGCAUGAGGGUCGGUGCCAUGAGAUAAAAGUUCAGAUGCAGAAAACCAAUGAGCCUGGAAAAUACAUAGAUGUAGAAGGAAAGAAGACCUUUUACAUAGAGCAUCUGCCCAUGAAGGACCACUCCAUCUUCUUUGCUGAAGGCCAGCAUUUUGGGAAGACAUUCCGCAUUGCAAAGCUCAUGGCCACUGAGGGCGAAACCCUCAGUGCCGGCCAGUGGCCAGGUCCUCCCGUCAGCAGCUGGCGGCAGAGCUGUGUCCCCACCGCCCCUCUGCUCAGCGGCCCGCCCCACCCCACAGGAAAGACGCCUGAGCCAAACACAGAGGCUCUGGAGGAAUUUCAGAGAUUCGCACAGCGCAAGGGAUUCCAGGAGGAGAACAUAUUCAUGCCCAAACAGAAGGAAACCUGUGUCUCAGAAUAA
This is a messenger RNA of Dipodomys spectabilis (banner-tailed kangaroo rat), 645 nucleotides long. Its product is annotated as lipocalin-1-like. The transcript has 6 exons. Gene Ontology annotation, molecular function: small molecule binding. Lineage: Eukaryota; Metazoa; Chordata; Mammalia; Rodentia; Heteromyidae. The record is from RefSeq and is a predicted model, not a curated record. The coding region runs from base 1 to 645 and encodes 214 amino acids.